UUAAGCACAGUCCUGUUCACGCGCUGGGCGCGCUCCCACUGUCUCAGUCCAAGAUGGCGGACCUACUCGGUUCUAUCCUCAGCUCCAUGGAGCGGCCGCCUCAGGUCGGUGACCAGGAGUCCCGGCGCAAAGCUAGAGAGCAAGCGGCCCGGCUGAAGAAGAUGCAGGAGCAGGAGAAGAGACAGAAGCUGGAGUUCAGGAAGCGGAUGGAGAAGGAAAUCUCUGACUUUAUCCAGGACACCACCCAGACUAAGAGAAAAUUCCAGCCAAUGGGAAAGAUCGAGCGCAGCAUUCUCCACGACGUGGUGGAGGUGGCCGGGUUGACGUCCUUCUCGUUUGGCGAGGAUGAGGAAAGCCGAUACGUCAUGAUCUUCAAAAAGGAGUUUGCCCCGUCGGAUGAGGAGCUGGAGGCGUACCGCAGGGGCGAGGAGUGGGACCCGGCCAAAGCCGAGGAGAAGAGAAAGCUGAAGGAAUUGGCCCAGAAAGAGGCGGAAGAAGAUGCCUUAAGGGGUCCGUCGACCGUCAACCCGGCAACGGACUACAAAGAUAAAUACAGCCACCUGAUCGGGAAAGUCGCCGCCAAGGACGCCGCGCACACGCUGCAGGCCAACAAGGCGUACGGCUGCGUUCCCGUGGCCAAUAAACGUGACACUCGUUCCAUCGAGGAGGCGAUGAAUGAGAUCCGUGCCAAAAAGCGACUGAAAGCAGAAGACGGCGACCCGGCUGGCGCGAGAUCCUAAAUCCCGGACCCGGCUCUCCCCAGCUGACCGGCUUGUGGUGAUUGGAGGACGCAGCCCGCGUCUCACCGCGACGGACAUUUUUUUUAUCUUAAGCUUUU
Messenger RNA from Spea bombifrons (plains spadefoot toad), 838 nucleotides. RefSeq names its product sperm associated antigen 7 (gene SPAG7). The coding region runs from base 54 to 740 and encodes 228 amino acids. Gene Ontology annotation, molecular function: nucleic acid binding. The transcript has 7 exons. Lineage: Eukaryota; Metazoa; Chordata; Amphibia; Anura; Pelobatidae. The record is from RefSeq and is a predicted model, not a curated record.